GCGAAACGAAGCGAGGAAACCGCGAGAUGGAGAGAGAGAGAGAGAGUGAGCGAGACUAUUGCAGAGGAACCCCCUCUAUAAAUACCUCCUCACGCUCCUCUUCUUCAUCAUCAUCUUCUUCUUCCCCGCUUCUCUCUCUCUCUCUCUCUCUCUCUCUCUCUCUCUCUUUCUCUCUCUCUCUCUCUCGCGGAUAGGCGAAAGGGCGAGGAUGGCGCCAAGGUCGGCGAUCGCCGCCACCUUUCCUUACCCCGAGAGGUUCCAAGCCGCCGCCGCCUACGCCGGCAUCGGCAGAGACCCCAACUCUGCCUCCACUGCCGCGAUCGCGAGGCUCCCGGACGAUGCGCGUCUCAAGCUCCAGUGGCUAUACCAUCAGGCUAAGUUUGGGCCAUAUGCUGCCCAGAAACCAAACACAAGGAAACCGGCAGAGGAAAGUGAAUGGACGAGCGGAGACCAGCCUGAAAAGAUGCUUUCAGCUGAAGCAAUGCGUCUUUUUGUGGAAGUUUUGGAGGCGAAUGAUCCUGAGUGGUAUUUCAAGGUUCCUGAAUCCAUCAUCAAGCCACUUUUAGAUGCACUAGUGAAUAAAAAAACACUGGAUCCAGCCGAGUCAUAUACUCUAACUGGAAUAUCUAUCCAAGAGCCUGAAACCAUUGCUGCACAAAAUGAAAACUUGCUUGAGACUAAGGACGAGGAUGCCAUUAAAGAAGGUUUUGAUUCAGUUAAAAUCUUUGAUACAUGGACUGUGCUUUCUACAUCUGGACGGAAGCCAAAGCCCCGUUAUAAGCAUGGAGCAACUAUAUUGCAAGACAAAAUGUACAUUUUUGGUGGAUGCUACAGUGGUCGUUAUCUCAGCAACCUUCAGGUUUUGGAUUUGAAAAGCUUAACUUGGUCAGAAAUAGAGGCAAAAACACAAUCCCCAGGUUCAGCUACCACCGUUCCAGUUGCUCCUUGUGCUGGACAUUCUUUGAUUACAUGGGGAAGAAAAAUUCUAUCAAUUGGUGGGCACAGCAAAGAUUAUUCAGACACUGUUACAGUGAAGGAAUUUGAUCCGCAAACUUGUACUUGGGCAAAUAUAAAGACUUGUGGGAAGCCACCGAUAUCUCGUAGUGGCCAGUCAGUGACACUUAUUGGAACAACCCUAGUCAUGUUUGGUGGUGAAGAUGUAAAGAGAACCCCUAUGAAUGACGUGCACAUUCUUGACCUGGAAACCAUGACAUGGGAUGAAAUUAAUACGAUAGGUACCCCUCCUUUUCCACGCUCGGAUCAUACUGCAGCUUGCCAUUGUGAGCGCUAUCUUUUGAUUUUUGGUGGGGGAUCUCGUUCUACAUGCUUCAAUGAUCUGCAUGUCCUUGACUUGGAAACUAGGAAAUGGUCAAUACCCAAACAGGUAGGCAUAACUCCAAGCCCACGAACUGGGCAUGCAGGUGUGAGAAUAGGAGAGUACUGGUUUAUUGUCGGUGGUGGUAAUAAUAAUGAUGGGGUAUCAGAAACUCUUUGUUUUGACAUGAGCAAUUUGGCAUGGUCAGUUGUUACCACUGUACAAGGGCGUAUGCCCCUUGCAAGUGAGGGCUUGAGUAUAGUUUUUACCACCUAUAAGGGUAAAGAGUUUCUAGUGUCAUUUGGAGGAUACUCUGGAAAUUAUAGCAAUGAGGUCCAUGUUCUUAAAGCAAGCUACAAAUCAGACAUACCUCCACCUAUUACAAAUGGAAUUAUCUCAAGUACUGCACUUACCAUGUAUAAUUCGCCAAAUGGUUCCAUCUUGAAUUCGGAAAUCAAACAUGAUCAAGAUAGAAAAGUAGAACAGACUACAACGGAUAAAGUUCAUCUAUCAAUUCCGAAUAUCACGCAGAAGGAAUCAAGUGGAGUUAUAGGAGCCGUCAAAACUGACAUAGAUGGUUUGAAAGUAGCACUUAAAACGGAACAGCUGCUGACUCGCCAGCUUCAGCAGGCACUAGCCCUAACACACAGGACAAUUGCAAAUCUUACUGAGGAACUUAAAGUUGUUGUUGAUGGGCUCGCUCCAGAAAGGUCAAGGCUUUUCGAACUUGAGGCUAAUGUUGCGGAACUUCAGCAGAAGCUACAACCGAUGGAGGGGUUCCAGAAGGCAGUAGAGUUCCUUCGACAGAAAAAAGCUGCUUAAUGAGGAGCAGAUGCCGAGUCAAGGUGGCAUCUGAAGUUGGCUUUCUUACUGAAUUUCUCAGCAUUAUUUGGUAGUUCACACAGGUCGAAUGUGAUUCUAGUAUUCUCCUUAUCACCAUUUUUUUUUUUUCUUCUUGAAUGUGUGGCCCUCAUUCAAUUCGUCACAACUUUGCUUCUUGAAUGUGCAAUGCCUUCAUUCAAUUCGUGAAAACAAGUCAAGAUUUUGCAAGAUCCUAAUAUCUGAAAUACUUGGAGUGGAAUUUAUUGGGUCUCUGCUUUUCA
Molecule: messenger RNA, 2418 nt
Organism: Ananas comosus (pineapple)
Lineage: Eukaryota; Viridiplantae; Streptophyta; Magnoliopsida; Poales; Bromeliaceae
Product: acyl-CoA-binding domain-containing protein 4-like
Exons: 18
Coding region: 209-2137 (642 amino acids)
Biological process (GO): lipid transport
Cellular component (GO): cytosol
Molecular function (GO): protein binding; fatty-acyl-CoA binding
Source: RefSeq, a predicted model, not a curated record